Messenger RNA from Coprinopsis cinerea okayama7#130, 159 nucleotides. RefSeq lists its product as hypothetical. Lineage: Eukaryota; Fungi; Basidiomycota; Agaricomycetes; Agaricales; Psathyrellaceae. Bases 1 to 159 code for a protein of 52 amino acids. The transcript has a single exon. The record is from RefSeq and is a predicted model, not a curated record.
AUGUCGAAUGACACUGCUCCGUUGGUCAAUGUUCUGGGCAAGAGGCACCUCACAUCCUCCACACCUAUCUCGCCCGUCGCCAAAUGUUGCACCCUCGAAAAGCGCGGGUUCUCCACCAACCGGUUAACACACUUCCCGUUCCCAUUUCACCGCGCCUGA